AAGAAGAUAUUCAAGAAAGCAAGAGUACUCGAGAGAAACUUGUGAAGCAAUUAAGUGAUAUAGAACUUCUUAAGGAGCUGGGUAUGAUAGAAGAAGCAGAAACAAGAAGGAUGACAAAGCAUAUUAAAGGGUUAACUAUACUAGCUAAUUCAGAAAGCCAUGCUCCAGAAAUAUGUUAUAAGGGAGUUUACCCCUAUAAGUAUAUUGAUUCUCAUGAUAGAUUCUUAGAAACAGAACUUCCUCCUAUUCAUGAAUUUUAUGAUCAACUUAGUGGAAAAAUUACCCAAGAAGAUUAUCUUCACGCUCAGAAAAUGUGGAAGAAAUUUGGAUGCAAGAAUUUAGAACGCUAUGUUAAAAAUGACCAGG
Funneliformis geosporum is the source of this 366-nucleotide messenger RNA. The record is from the annotation of a GenBank genome assembly. Lineage: Eukaryota; Fungi; Glomeromycota; Glomeromycetes; Glomerales; Glomeraceae.